AUGGCCUUUUUAAGCAGUGAUAAUAAAGACAUAGCUCAACCUAUGGAACUGUCUCUUUUUGCGUCUCCAACAAAUCAGGUAGCGGUCGAAAAAGUGUACUUUACAGAAGCAAGACCGAUUUCUAGCAUAGGAGUAUCCGAUACACCAAUCGAAAUCGUAGUAUCUGGUUCGGGGGCAGAAUACAUUGAUUUAAAAAGGAGUAAAUUGUAUGUGAAAGCCCGAAUUUUGAAAGCAGAUGGAACGGCGCUGGCAGAAAAUGAAAAAACGGGCAUUGUAAAUUUACCACUUCAAAGUAUGUUUUCCCAGAUGGAUGUCUACUUGAACAACAAAUUAGUUUCUUUCAACACAAACAACUAUCCGUGGAAGGCCUAUUUCAAGACAAUUUUAUUCAGCGGGAGAGACGAACUUAGUUCACAGAAACAAUCCGAGCUGUUUUUUAAAGAAGAGGGAAACCUGAGUGACGCCAAUGCAUACAAUGGGGGGAAUGCUGGACUGGUCGUGCGGUAUGGAUACACUCAGCAAAGUGCAGUCUUUGAGUUGGAAGGAAACCUGAUGGAAGAUGUCUUUGAUAUAGAUAAAUAUUUGAUAAACGGGGUAGACAUUUACAUCAAACUCUUUAGAUCCAGUGCCCCGUUUGUCAUUAUGUCGGCUGAAUCUUCACCAGCUUUCAAAUUAGAGUUACUGGACGUUGUGUACAAAGUAGCCAAAGUGCGAGUAGACCCUGGCGUUCUACUGAAUCAUAGUAAACAGAUAGAAGCAACCCCCGUGAAGUAUACUAUCAUGCGAAAUGAAUUGAAAAUGAAUACUAUUCCUAAAGGAUCCACAGAGUUUUACUGGGACAACAUUUUUCCUCAAGCGGUACCCGAUCGCAUCGUGGUGGCCUUGGUGGACCAGAAAGCCGUCAAUGGGGACUACACCGCUAACCCCUUUAACUUUGAGCAUAUGGGGUUAACAGACGUCGGAAUAUACGUUAACGGAGAAAGUGUACCCGGUAGACCGCUCAAAACAGACUUCUCAGCGGGACUGUAUUCAGCAGCUUACGCUCGUUUGUUUGAAGCCUCGGGAAAAUGGAACAAUGAUGCCGGACUGAUCAUCACUCGUGAUAAUUUUGGAAGUGGAUAUUCGCUGUUUGUUUUCACUAUUGAUUCCUGUGGAUUUGGAGAAGAGUAUUUAAAUCUGAUUCGUCGGGGAAACACCAGACUGGAACUGAAAUUUAAACAAGCAACAACUAAAGCUGCUAACGCAAUUGUAUUUGCUACCUUUUCAUCUCUACUGGAAGUCGACAAAUCACGUGAUAUCAACUACAUUCAACCAUGA
Ostrea edulis (European flat oyster) is the source of this 1317-nucleotide messenger RNA. RefSeq lists its product as uncharacterized. Gene Ontology annotation, cellular component: cytosol. NCBI's taxonomy places the organism in Eukaryota, Metazoa, Mollusca, Bivalvia, Ostreida, Ostreidae. The transcript has a single exon. Gene Ontology annotation, molecular function: ribonucleoside-diphosphate reductase activity, thioredoxin disulfide as acceptor. The record is from RefSeq and is a predicted model, not a curated record. The coding region runs from base 1 to 1317 and encodes 438 amino acids. Gene Ontology annotation, biological process: deoxyribonucleotide biosynthetic process.